CGGAAGUGUGUCCCGUGUUGGUUAUUCUUGUCGUUGCUGGGCUAUCGGUUAGCAGUCAGACUGAUCGGUAAGAAAUCCCGGUGAUCUGAUCAGAUCCGUUAAUAAUCGAUAUCCGGUCACCGUGUCUUCUCUUUGUUCUUUUCCCGCGCUCAGUCAAAGAUGGCGGCCGUCUAACGGUAUCCAAAGGCAAACAGGAAGUGUGUUCCAGGACGGACAAGGUUGUGGUCUCUGGUCCUUAAAGUGGCGUGGUCCUGGUGCAGGACACGGCCAAUGGAGAGCGACUGUCGGAUCCCCGUGGCCUGCUGUCGACCUCGAGUCCUCGUCCUCCACGCCCUGUUUUGGGGUCUUGUGUCCCUCAGGGUGUUUGGAGCGGCGCUGCUGAGUGACGAGAAGACCACAGCCCCAAAGGCUCAAAUUGAACCCUGCUGGAUACAUGAGGACUUUGUGGUGACUGCAGAAUGCUCUCAGUGUAACGCCUUCCAGACGAGGUCGUGGUCGGCGUGCGGAGCCACAGGAUACGUGGAGAGAGUGAACUGUACUCGCAGCAACAGAGACGAGUAUAAAAGCUGUCGCUCUGUGGUGAUGGAGGAACAUCUCUUCUGGAAGUUCGAGGCAGCCAUGUUGGCUCUGACGGCGUUGUUUGCCAUCCUGGUCGUCGUUCGUCAGCGCUCGCUCGACCGCCUGGCCUCGGAGAAAGUCCGCCGCCAGAUCGAGUCCAUCUAGGACUCCAUGUGGACUCGGCUGGUUUUAUCCUGCAGCAGUAUUCAAGGAUCUGGACUAAAGCUGACCCCCUCUGGGAUCAGGACUAUUGAGACCAGCAGAGACUACCUUUAUUUAAAACAGUCCCAAAGACAGAACCAGAACCUGACCUGUAGACCAGUUUGUGUCAGCAAAAGACUGAACCAAUAAACAGGAAGUCAUGUUUCAAAAUAAAAGCUCUUUGUGUCCUGAUGCCUGCAGCUGAACUGGUCUAAACUGGUCUGAUCCGGUUCUGUCUGAUGAUCUAGAUCUUCUCUAAUGAUCCAGCUCUCCAGGGAUGAGGUCUUUCUGUAGACCGGACCGGUUAGUGUGUUUGAUUUGAUGUCAGCAGUCUGAAUCUCUAAGAGUCCAGUCAGAGCCGUUGUCCUGAAGACCAUCUGGAGUCUAAACCGGACCUAGAAACUCUAAAGGACUUCAGAGACCCAAAAUAACAGACUCAUCAAGGGACCUCAGUGGGCUCUGGUCUGGCCUCUGGAUGGACAGGAAGUCUGGGGUCGGUCUGUCUCUGGAUGGACAGGAAGUCUUGGGUCGGUCUGUCUCUGGAUGGACAGGAAGUCUGGGGUCGGUCUGUCUCUGGAUGGACAGGAAGUCUGGGGUCGGUCUGUCUCUGGAUGGACAGGAAGUCUGGGGUCGGUCUGUCCCUGGUCUUAGAUGAAGAGAAACUGUAGUGAAGAAGAAAGUUCCAGACGGUUCCAUGUUUAGUUCCUUGAGUUCUUUUUCUCUGAUCUAAGGUUAGACUCUAAAGGUCACCUGACUUCAGUGUCUCCUCCAAUCAGAUUCCUUCUUUUUUUCUCUGACCUCCUCCUCUUUAACAUCAGAACAGUUUGAGCUCAGUCAGUGGUGAGAGGAGGACUAGGAUCCACAGGAACUCUGUAGUCCUGGUCAGCUGAUCCAGGACUCUCUAGAGGGACCCUUCUCUUCUGCUGGUGUUCACUAUAGACUGUGGGUGCGUUCAAAAAGUCCAAAAAAUUACCUCCUAAGUCCUUUCCUAUUCACUUUUCCUAAACCCCGACGAGAAACGUCACAGGGUUAAGGAAAGGAGGAGUUAGAGGAUAGGAAAGGAGGAGUUAGAGGAUAGGAAAGGAGAACUGUGGUGAGUAAGGAAUCUGACUGUACUUCUCCUAGGUGGAUGUUACGGACGUGACGUGUGUUUUUGUGUAAAAACUACAAUUUAACGUCGAUGGACUACAAAAUUCACAACUUUAAUAUUUCAAAAUAGCAAAACAAAUACAGUUUAAAACACUGACUGAUCGUUUACUGUUUAAAUAAAAUGGAAAUGAGAAGAAAAUAAAUGGUGAUCAUGAGUUGAAUGAUAAAGUUUUCAUGUCUGUAAUAUUCCUCUGUUCAUCCCUACUGCCUUCAUUUAUCACGUGGAUUAUACGUUUGACUGGAUUUUACGGUUUAAAUCGGGGUUAGUAAAGUUAUUCUAUUUAUUCUAGUUAUUCUAGUUAAUCACUUGUUCUGAUGAGCGGUCAACAGGUGCGUCACUUUAAAUGAAGUUUACACAAAGCAUUGUGGGUCGUCUUUUCAUCUCUCCUCUGGUAAAGGAUGCUCCAGUGUUUCCUAGGCUAAAGGAGAUAAUAAAGGAAACAAUGAAGCUCCUUUCCUUACCAUUUGGAGAAUUCCAACAGUCCUUAUCAUGGCCGACACUUAAAUACUUCCGGGUCGUUUCACUCAGUUAGGAACCUUCCUAAGCAAGAUGGACUUUUCGAACGCACCCCUGGUCUCAGACAUCCAACCAAAACCCUGUCAGACAUCUAUUAGACUUCUAGAUGAGGAACAGGAAGUGCUACGGUGAUGACUUCCUGUCUGUCAGCUGAUGACCUGUUCUCUGUCUGAGGUUCUCCUGAUGGUUCUACUUUAUUAAGGAUGAAUAAACCUGAUCUGAUCCA
This is a messenger RNA of Cheilinus undulatus (humphead wrasse), 2651 nucleotides long. RefSeq names its product jumping translocation breakpoint (gene jtb). Gene Ontology annotation, cellular component: membrane; cytoplasm; centrosome. The record is from RefSeq and is a predicted model, not a curated record. The coding region runs from base 271 to 723 and encodes 150 amino acids. Gene Ontology annotation, biological process: mitotic cytokinesis. The transcript has 6 exons. Lineage: Eukaryota; Metazoa; Chordata; Actinopteri; Labriformes; Labridae.